AUGCAAAAUUUCACUCAGCUCAUAGGCGCAGUCGCAGCGGCGCUAGUCGUCCAUUUUGUGUUUCUUUUCAUUAAAUCUCAAUUUUUUUCGCCGAUACGAGAUCUACCGGGACCACGGGGCAGCAGUUGGAUCUUUGGGAGUUUAAAGGAAAUUUCGAAGAAUGAGGAAGCCAUCACCCAAGAACAAUGGGUUCAAGAGUACGGUCGAACCUACAAAUACCCGGCCUUGUUCAAUAAAAAUAUACUCUUCACUCUGGAUCACAAAGCUUUGAACCAUGUUCUUAUGCAUCACUACAUUUACCAAAAACAUGACGCCAGUCGAUUUCACUUCACCCGUAUCGUCGGCCCAGGUCUCCUCGUCGCAGAAGGAGAUCACCACAAACUCCAGCGCAGAGUUAUGAAUCCUGCUUUUGGUCCGGCUCAAGUUCGCGAUUUGACUGAAACUUUCAUCGACAAAUCACUUGAGUUGAAGGACGUCUGGUCAUCUCAGAUCACUAAUGGUGGAGGAACGGCGAAAAUCAAUGCUCUUGACUGGAUAAGUAAAAUGACUUUGGAUGUCAUUGGGCGCGUAGGCUUCAACUACGAGUUCAACACCCUGAAGGAGAACAGCGAAUCCAACAAAUUAGCCCAAGCUUUCGCAACUAUUUUCGGAGAUCUAGACAUGGAAAAGGCCAAGUACCAACCAUGGACAGUUUUGCAAACCCUUUUCCCAAUUUUACGAUCUUUGCCUCCCGUGAAGAUCCCAGGGCUGGACAACGCCCAGGAAACCAUGGGCAAGAUUGGUAAAGAAUUACUGCACGAGAGUAAAGAGGCAUUGCAAAACUCCGGAGACGAUAUACGCAACUUGAAGUCGAAGGACUUGUUGACUUUGCUUGUAAAAUCGAACAUGAAUGGAGAACCAAGUCAAAGAAUGAGCGACGAAGAUGUUUUAGCUCGUGAGUCACUUUUUUCUUCCGCAGGUCACUUACCUUCAGUAGGGACUACAUGGGCACUCUUUGGGCUUGUUCAACACCAGGAUGUCCAGAAAAAAUUGCGGGAGGAGUUAUGCACAAUGGCAACGGAUAACCCUACCAUGGAGCAACUUAACUUGUUGCCCUAUCUGGAUGCGGUUGUCAAAGAAUCACUCAGGUUGUAUGCACCUGUUCCGUCCGUCCUACGGGUCGCUACGCAAGAUGAUGUUAUUCCGUUGUCACAACCACUGAAGGAUAAGAAGGGAGUCGAGCAUCAUUCCAUUUCCAUCGCGAAGGGACAAACCGUGAUCGUUCCUCUUCUUGCCUUGAACCGUGAUAAAGCUACGUGGGGCGAAGAUGCCAUGGAGUUCAAACCGGAACGUUGGGAGAAAGUUCCCGAGGCAGCGACUUCGGUCCCUGGCGUCUGGGGCCAUAUGAUGACGUUUCUAGGAGGCCCGAGAGCUUGCAUAGGCUAUCGCCUGUCCUUGAUCGAAAUGAAAGCUCUGCUCUUCGUUCUCAUCAGAGAAUUCGAGUUUGAGCUAGCUGUCCCAGGUGAAGAGAUCAUCAAAAAGACUAUGAUCGUGCAACGACCGAGGGUCAAAAGUGAGCCUGAAGGGGGAACUCAACUACCAUUGUUGGUUAGAGCAUGUCAGAAGGGUUGA
Molecule: messenger RNA, 1611 nt
Organism: Lentinula edodes (shiitake mushroom)
Lineage: Eukaryota; Fungi; Basidiomycota; Agaricomycetes; Agaricales; Omphalotaceae
Product: cytochrome P450
Exons: 11
Coding region: 1-1611 (536 amino acids)
Molecular function (GO): iron ion binding; heme binding; monooxygenase activity
Source: RefSeq, a predicted model, not a curated record